Molecule: messenger RNA, 1986 nt
Organism: Raphanus sativus (radish)
Lineage: Eukaryota; Viridiplantae; Streptophyta; Magnoliopsida; Brassicales; Brassicaceae
Product: F-box protein SKIP2
Exons: 2
Coding region: 38-1732 (564 amino acids)
Biological process (GO): SCF-dependent proteasomal ubiquitin-dependent protein catabolic process
Cellular component (GO): SCF ubiquitin ligase complex
Molecular function (GO): protein binding
Source: RefSeq, a predicted model, not a curated record
GACCCAAACACAAAAAAAAAAAGAAAAAACAAAAAAGAUGGGACAAGCGCCGUCGUCUACGGCGGAAUCUAACGGAAGAGAGAUAGAUCUGGGGCUAAGCUCACCGGUGAUAAUCGGUGGUGGAGAAUCGACGGAUCCGGGAAACAGCGAUACGGUUAGAGAUCGCGAUCAUACAGAUGAUCUACCGGACGAAUGCUUAGCUCACGUGUUUCAGUACCUCGGAGCUGGAGAUCGCAAGCGAUGCUCUCUCGUCUGCAAACGGUGGCUCUUCGUCGACGGCCAGAACCGCCACCGGUUAUCCCUCGACGCUAGAGACGAGAUCUUCCCGCACCUCGCGUCUAUGUUCGACCGGUUCGAUUCGGUCACGAAGCUCGCUCUCCGGUGCGAUCGGAAGUCCGUUAGCCUGAGCGACGAGGCUCUGGUGGUGAUCUCCGUCCGCUGCUCGAAUCUGACGCGCGUGAAGCUCCGCGGUUGCCGCGAGAUCACGGAUCUGGGGAUGGUGGAGUUCGCUAAGAACUGUGGGAAUCUGAAGAAGCUUUCGGUUGGAUCUUGUAACUUUGGAGCUAAAGGUGUGAACGCGAUGGUUGAGCAUUGUAAGGUUCUUGAGGAGUUGUCGGUGAAGAGACUCAGAGGGAUUCACGAAGCUCCUGAGCUGAUUUGUUCGUCGUCUUCGCUUAGAUCUAUUUGCUUGAAGGAGCUUGUUAAUGGUCAGGUGUUCGAACCGUUGGUUGCUAAUACUAGAACGUUGAAAACGCUUAAGAUUAUUCGUUGUCUUGGUGAUUGGGAUAAGGUUCUUAAAACGAUCGGAGAAGGAGAUAGCUCGUUGAGUGAGAUUCACUUAGAGAGGCUUCAAGUUAGUGACUUUGGGCUUUGUUCGAUAUCUAAAUGCUCAAAGGUGGAGACUCUGCAUUUAGUGAAGACGCCGGAAUGUUCUAACUAUGGUUUGAUUGAUGUCGCGGAGAGAUGUAAGCUGCUGAGGAAGCUUCAUAUCGAUGGUUGGAGGACUAAUAGGAUCGGUGAUGAAGGUCUGAUAGCUGUAGCGAAACACUGCUUGAACUUGCAGGAGCUUGUGCUGAUUGGUGUUAAUGCGACGCAUAUGAGUUUAGCUGCCAUUGCUUCCAACUGUGAGAAGCUGGAAAGAUUAGCGCUUUGCGGAAGUGUAACUAUUGGUGAUACAGAGAUCGCUUGCAUUGCUAAGAAGUGUGGGGCGUUGAGGAAGUUCUGUAUCAAAGGAUGUCCGGUGUCGGAUCUAGGGAUCGAAGCGCUGGCUGUUGGUUGUCCUAAUUUGGUGAAGUUGAAGGUGAGGAAGUGUAAAGUGGUGACUGGAGAGGUUGGAGAUUGGCUGCGUGAACGAAGGAGGACGCUUGUGGUGUGUAUGGAUGGUGAUGUAAGCGAAGCAACGGUGGCUGUGGAUGGUGAGGUUGAGACAGCUGUGCGGGAGCCAAGGGUGGGUCAAGCGGAUGGUGGUGGCGUGCCGGAGGUUGUAUCUAGUAAUGGUGGAGGAAGUAGAUUAGCGAUGAUUAGAUCAAAGUUGGGGUUUCUUGGUGGAAGGAACUUGGUAACUUGCACAUUCAGGAGAUGGUCUUCUCAUAAUGAUAAUGAUUGCAACCAGUUCAGGUCGAUCGAUGCACUCUUCUCUAUAAUAGAUCAUCAGGUGAGGAAUAAGAUACAGAGCUUCAGAGAAGUAAACCCCACGAGGUCAUCGGAGAUGAUGCAACAAUGGGUUAGAUGAUCAUUCUCAAUUGAUGGUGGAGUAGCAAAAGCUUAAUCGCUCUGGUUGAAUUGAGCGAAACUAUUAGAUGGUUGGAGAAGAUGUUUAGGCACUGUGGGCCACAAUUGUAUUGGGCUUGGUCGGAAAUUACUAGGGCUUGGGUUAUUAUGAUAUGAGUUUAUUGGGCUAUGGGGCUCUUUCACUAGUGCAUUAGUCAUUUGUAAAACUUUUUUUUCUUUCCGCAAUUUAUAUUAAGAAGCCUGUUACAAAAAAAA